Messenger RNA from Juglans regia (Persian walnut), 1629 nucleotides. RefSeq names its product tRNA-dihydrouridine(16/17) synthase [NAD(P)(+)]-like. Gene Ontology annotation, biological process: tRNA processing. The transcript has 3 exons. NCBI's taxonomy places the organism in Eukaryota, Viridiplantae, Streptophyta, Magnoliopsida, Fagales, Juglandaceae. The record is from RefSeq and is a predicted model, not a curated record. Gene Ontology annotation, molecular function: flavin adenine dinucleotide binding; tRNA dihydrouridine synthase activity. Bases 25 to 1359 code for a protein of 444 amino acids.
GCGUCGUUGGAACAUCCCCAUAUCAUGAAAUUCAUAAUUCCCUCCCUAUCCCUCCGCUCUUCGCGCAAUUGCUGUUACCCAGCACAAAAAUCUAUCAUGGCCUCCCCUCUCACCCAAACCCUAACCCUAUCCCAAACCCAAACCGGAAGCUUCCAUGCCGACCCAGCGCAAGACGACCUGGAUGAUAUCCCCUGCUCCGAACCGCAACAAGAACGACAAGAGCGACAACAGUUGCUUCUUUCUUCCUCCGAUUCGUUGCCGUUGGGAUUUGGCUCGCCGAGCCGGUGCUUGUCGGGAGAGUCCCUCGUCGAGCGGGCAUGGACUCACUGGGCCAAACUCGGUCGGCCCAAGUUGAUCGUGGCCCCAAUGGUCGAUAACUCCGAGCUACCGUUUCGAAUGCUCUGCCGGAAGUACGGAGCUGAGGCGGCGUACACGCCCAUGUUGCACUCUCGCAUUUUCACCGAGAACGAGAAGUAUCGUAAUCAGGAAUUCACCACUUGCAAGGAGGAUCGCCCAUUGUUUGUUCAAUUUUGUGCUAACGAUCCAGAAGUUUUAUUGGAGGCUGCAAUGAGAGUGGAACCUUUUUGUGAUUACGUUGACAUCAAUUUUGGUUGUCCUCAGCGUAUUGCUAGGAGGGGCAAUUAUGGAGCUUUCCUUAUGGAUAAUCUUCCCCUUGUAAAAUCUCUAGUGCAGAAGUUGGCUCUCAACCUUAAUGUUCCCGUGUCAUGCAAAAUCCGAGUAUUCCCAGAUUUGCAGGAUACAAUCAAGUAUGCUAGGAUGCUAGAGGAUGCAGGUUGCUCUCUUUUAGCUGUGCAUGGCCGAACCAGGGAUGAGAAAGAUGGAAAGAAAUUUCGGGCAGACUGGGAUGCUAUCAGGGCAGUAAAAAAUGCGGUUAGAAUCCCUGUUCUUGCAAAUGGGAACAUUCGGCACGUGGAUGAUGUUCAUACCUGUUUGGAAAAGACUGGUGCUGAUGGGGUGCUUUCUGCCGAGUCUCUCCUUGAGAAUCCAGCUCUUUUUGCUGGGUAUCGAACUGCUGAAUGGGUAGUGGGCAGUGAAGGAAGUGAGAGAGAUGGAAAACUGGACCAGACAGACCUGCUAGUGGAGUAUUUGAAGUUUUGUGAAAGAUAUCCUGUCCCGUGGAGAAUGAUUCGUGCUCAUGUGCACAGGAUGUUGGGAGACUGGUUCAGGAUGCAUCCACACGUCAGAGAGGAUCUCAACUCCCAAUCCAAACUGACAUUUGAAUUUCUUUAUAACAUGGUUGACCGUCUUAGGGAGCUGGGAACAAGAAUUCCACUUUAUCUGGAUGAUAAACAUGGAGAUAGAGUUCCAGCAGAUGGGCUGGUAUCCAGAGAUGUAUGAAGCGGAUUGUUGGGUUGAAGGUAUCCAAAAUUUUGGAUUUAUAGCAAAAUUUUUAACCGGUAAUCAGAUUGAUUGUUAACUUAAUGAUUUUUGUUAUUAUUUUUUCACAUUAAAGGUUUGCAUUUGUCGGCAUCUUAAUUGUUGCUGCUGACGGUAGUUGUUGACCAUCUAAUAUGCUGAGGAAUUUCAGUGUGUAUCUUAUCGGAGGGAGAAGUUCUUUCUAACUGAGGUCUUUUCUCAAUAUGAUUUAUUGUGCCAGUUUUUAAGGUA